Messenger RNA from Priapulus caudatus, 934 nucleotides. RefSeq names its product alpha-soluble NSF attachment protein-like. Lineage: Eukaryota; Metazoa; Priapulida; Priapulimorpha; Priapulimorphida; Priapulidae. Gene Ontology annotation, biological process: SNARE complex disassembly; intracellular protein transport. Gene Ontology annotation, molecular function: syntaxin binding; soluble NSF attachment protein activity. Bases 112 to 882 code for a protein of 256 amino acids. The transcript has 10 exons. Gene Ontology annotation, cellular component: vacuolar membrane; SNARE complex. The record is from RefSeq and is a predicted model, not a curated record.
UGUGUUUUCAUUUUCAUAACAUUUCCCACCACUGCAGCAGUAAUAUUUCUUUCCGUUUUUAUUAAUAUACCUCUUACUCUAACUCGGUGAUAUUUAGUUGUUGAUUACAAUAUGGCAGAUAUCAACGAGCAGAAAGCUAUGCAACUGAUCGCAGAAGCUCAGAAGAAAUCGAAAGGAUCGUCGGGUCUAUUUGGAUCAUUUUUCGGGAGCGGGUCAGGCAAGCAAGAGGAAGCUGCAGAACUCUACAUCAGGGCAGCCAACAUGUUCAAGAUGGCCAAGAAAUGGAGUGCUGCGGGCACAGCGUUCUGCGACGCGGCCGAGAUCCACCUGAAGAUGCAGAGCAAACACGAGGCAGCGCAGAACUACGUCGACGCAUCGACGAGCUUCAAGAAGUCCGACCCUGAAGAGGCCGUGAGAACACUGUCGAAAGGCAUUGAGAUCUUUACCGACAUGGGACGUUUCACAAUAGCGGCGAAGCACCACAUCACGAUGGCCGAGAUAUACGAGUCGGACAUUGUCGACUUGGAAAAAGCAAUGCAAAAUUAUCAGAAAGCUGCUGAUUACUAUGCGGGUGAAGAAUCGAAGAGCUCUGCUAACAAAUGCCUCCUGAAGGUGGCGCAGUAUGCAGCACAGCUCGGACAGUUCGAAAAGGCAAUAGAGAUCUACGAGAAGGUUGCUGCGGGUGCGAUAGACUCUACAUUGAUGAAGUACAGUGCCAAGGAGUAUUUCUUCAAAGCUAUGCUGUGCCACAUGUGCAUUGAUGUGCUGAAUGCGCAGCAUGCACUGAAAAAGUACGAAGAGAUGUUCCCAGCAUUCCAGGACGCCAGGGAGUACAAACUAGUAUCGAAGCUGCUGGUGGCGAUGGAGGAGGAGAAACAUUGAGGAAGUUUCACGGAGGCCGUGAAGGAGUAACGACAGGCAUCUCGCGGUCGAC